This is a messenger RNA of Carcharodon carcharias (great white shark), 4946 nucleotides long. RefSeq names its product tyrosine-protein kinase receptor TYRO3-like. Gene Ontology annotation, biological process: cell surface receptor protein tyrosine kinase signaling pathway; positive regulation of kinase activity; protein phosphorylation. Bases 25 to 2355 code for a protein of 776 amino acids. Gene Ontology annotation, molecular function: transmembrane receptor protein tyrosine kinase activity; protein binding; ATP binding. The transcript is spliced from 14 exons. Gene Ontology annotation, cellular component: signaling receptor complex. NCBI's taxonomy places the organism in Eukaryota, Metazoa, Chordata, Chondrichthyes, Lamniformes, Lamnidae. The record is from RefSeq and is a predicted model, not a curated record.
GAGCAGCCUCAGAUACUCUUAGCCAUGGCUCUGCCAGGUCCUCUCCACCUUUUCAACCUGAUGUGCAUUUUACAGUCUGUGAGUCUAGCAGCAGAGAAAGAGCGUCUGAAUGAAGUGGUUGUGUAUGACUCUUGGAACAGCAGCCAUUUGUUGAAAGCUGGUGCCAAGUGGUCAGUCAACAGUUUUGCUCUGGAGAGCAAUUCACCCCACUUGGUCUAUCAAAGCUGCCCAGUGGACAUCGAACCUCAGAAUCUGCCUGAGGUCAUGUGGACCGAUUCAAUCCCCAUCAAGGAUGCUCACCAUCUCUUCCUAGACAUGAAGUUUGCUCUCUCCAGCUGCCUUUUCCUGGAUGGUUGCAGGGAGAAUUUCAGUGUGUAUUUCUACCAAUCCAACAGCUAUGCCAGACCCAGAAUCAACAAAUCCAUCAGGAUCCCCAUCAAAGGAGAGAAGCACUUUCCCAAAGAGUACCUGGAAGGGCCCAUCGACUGGAAUAAGCUGAAGAGCACACUCAACACGGUCAGAGGGGAGAGCCUGGGUCUUGUGCAUCGGUCAGUGUUCCAGCUGGGCUUUCUUUACGUCGGUCCCUGCCUCCUCCUCAGCUCCUUCAGGGUCUAUUACAAGAAAUGCCCAGAGAGUCAUCACAGCCUGGCUGUAUUCCCUGAGGUCAUGGGCAGCGGUGAGCUGGUCCCUGGCCAGUGUGUGAACAACUCAAUACAAGAGGGCAUCCUGCAGAGGCGUUGUGGCACAGAUGGUGUAUGGGGACCCUCUGUUGGUCAUUGUAUGUGCAGUGAGGGUCACCAAGUUGAGAGGGAUGCCUGUACAGCCUGUAAAAUAGGAUACUACAAAGACACAGUGGGGCAUGGAGCCUGCAUGAAAUGCCCCAUGAACAGUCACUCAGAAGCUGAGGCCUCCAUCUCCUGCCAGUGUUUGAGUGGUUACAACAGAACUGAGACACUCUCUCCUUCGGCUCCUUGCAUUGCCAUUGAGACUGAGGGACGGUUCCUCACCACCAGAAACUUGGCACUAGUAGGAGAUGACAGUGGAGCUCUACAAACCGGGGUGAUAUUGGCAGCCUUUGGAGGUGCACUGCUAGUGGUCGUGCUGCUCAUUGGCAUGCUUGUUAGCUGCAGAAUGAAGACGAAGGACAAGUGUAAUGUAGAGAACGGAUUGCAGCUGGUACCACUCAAUACAGGAAGGUGCUUCAAGAAAAAACUGGAGGAAGUCCGAUUGCAGCAUCUGGGAAUCAGUAACUCUCUGAAGCGGAACCUGAAGAAGGUGAUGGUGGAUCGGAAUUUGCUGUCCCUGGGUCAAGUCCUUGGCGAAGGAGAGUUUGGCUCAGUGUACCAGGGAAUAUUCACGCAAACCAAUGGUGUUGUCCAGAAUGUUGCUGUUAAGACAAUGAAACAGGGACUUGAUUCAAACCCCGAGCUGGAGUCAUUCCUAAGGGAAGCAGAAUUGAUGCAAGGCUUCGACCAUCCGAACGUCCUCAGACUUAUAGGGGUAUCGUUCGAGGUUUGCUCUGAGGAACAAGUACCAAUGCCGAUGGCCAUCCUCCCCUUCAUGCCACAUGGAGACCUCCGCAGCUUCCUCCUCAACUCAAGGCACAGAGAAAACCCUGUGCACAUUCCUCUGCAGAUCUUACUGAAGUUCAUGAUUGACAUUGCCUCUGGGAUGGAGUAUCUAAGUAACCAGAGCUUCCUACACAGAGACCUGGCAGCUCGGAACUGUAUGUUGUGUGACAGUAUGAGGGUGUGCGUCGCUGAUUUUGGUUUGUCUAGAAAGAUCUACGCCAGUAAUUACUAUCGGCAGACGGCAGUCUCAAAGGUGCCUGUGAAAUGGAUGGCAAUUGAGAGCAUGGCAGAGUUGAUUUACACAACUAAAAGUGAUGUGUGGUCCUUCGGAGUGACGAUGUGGGAGAUUGUGACCCGGGGGAACACACCGUAUCCCGGUUUACAAAACCAUGAGAUUUAUGACUUCCUACAUGAAGGGAACCGGCUGAGGCAACCAUCCGAUUGUCUCGACAAACUGUACCACCUCAUGUUCAGCUGCUGGUUCUUGAACCCAGAGCAGCGACCGACCUUCACUGAGCUCAGAUCAAUGCUCCAGGAAUUCUUCUCUGCCUUGCCCAUCCUCGAGGACCAGGGUGAGGUCUACUACAGUAAUACUGGGGCGCAAGGAGCAUACUACAGUAAUACUGGGGCGCAAGGAGCAGCAGCGCAGGCGAUGUACAGGGCCGAGGACUUGAGUGAUGGGAUAGGAAACUUCUAUGUAGUGGAUCUGGGUGAUGACACGGACACUGCAAGCGACUGCAAAAGGACUCUCGGGACUGGGAGGGAAGGUUUGAUCGUUGGAUGAGAGCAUGACGUUGGAUUGUGAGAGGCACCCUGAAUCGGCCUUGCCUCCUGUGUUCUUGAACAAAUCUAAAAAGACUUGAUUUAAUCACAUGAAUCUUCAGUGCAUCAACUGGACAAAUCACCUGACAAUUACUCCUGGUGCGACUUGUUCUCUGCAAUGUUAAUUUAAAGUUACGCACUAGGCAUCAGGAGCACGGAUGGUUGACAGUGAAGAUGCAUGGGGUCAGUGCCAUAUCUGAAUGGGUGCAAACUCGCCCGGUAUAUUCAGCCACUCAUCUGCAGGACCAGUCAGGCUGUCUGAAAAUUGAUGCUAGUACUCGAUGCAGCAGGAAGCAGUGCCUCAGGGAGCUUGCGCUCCAUAGUUUCCAUCUCUAUAUUGCUGGCAGCUUAUCUUUCCUUCUCAGCAAUCCAUCCAGUAACAAGGCAGUACUUUGCUGGCAAGGACAUUUUAAGCUCUCUGCUGUUUCUGACUGGAUUAGCCAGUUGAUGCAGGAGCGUGUACAUGGGCUACGGGAAGGGAUUAAAUGGCAGGGCAGAGUCCACGAUAGGGUCAAUUGUUCAUGGGCUGUGGGAAGAUAUUAAAUGGCUGGGCAGAGUCCACGAUAUGAUCAAGCGUAUAUGGGUUGUGGUAGGAGGUUAAAUGGGUGGGCAGAGUCCAUGAUAGAAUAGGGUUUAAGUGCAACAUCCAGACAGAAGCGGGUGACAGCAGGAGGUGACCUGGAACAAGAAUGCUGGCUGAAUUUACUCCUCUCCUGAGUCUGGGGUAUGGUUGCCAGCACUCCAAGAUUGGCCUGGAGUCUCCAGGAAUUGAAGAUCCAUCUCCAGGACACUGCUGUGUGCAACCCUGGAGAAAAAUCAUCGGGACGUUAGAAAAGAUUGUCUUUUUUCUUCAUUUUCUUUAAACUUCUCUCUUUACAAGAUAUAAAAAUACUGAAAAUGGUGGGGGGGUGGGGUGAUAAAAGGCUGUUUGGCCGACAGUCAAGCAUCAUCCAGUUAGACAAUGAGUCCUUUUGCUUUCCAAUUGGCGUGGGAAGGAAGGCCGUACGUCACAAGGCUGGAUGUGUUGGCCAACUAAUGGUUGGAGUGUGGGGGCAAGUCAUGUAGUGAAAUCUCCAGGAAUAUAUUUAAUCACAGUUGGCAACCUUAGUCUAGAGGAACUGAGGCUAAUUGAGGCUCCCUUAUUGUUGCUUGAGCCAAAAUCCACUAAUUGAACCCUGCCUGGGAGAGCUAAACUCAGCUUCCUGCUAGAUGUCCCUCUCUCCCUCUAAUGCCAUGCAGGUUUCCCUGAUGGGAAGGUACAGGCGAUGAACAGGGCCGAGGACUGGAGAGAUGGGAUAGGAAACUUCUACGUAGUGGAUCUGGGUGAUGACACGGACACUGCAAGGGACUGCGAAAGGACUCUCGGGACCUGGAGGGUAGGUUUGAUCGUUGGAUGAGAGCAUGACGUUGGAUUGUGGAAGGCAGACAUGAAUUGGGCUCUGGCGGUGGGGGGGGGUAAAAAAGGACAAAAAGCAAAACGCUGUGAAUGUUGGAAAUGAUAGCAGAAAAUGCAAGGAACACUCAGUGGGCCAGGCAGAGUUUGUGGAAGGAAGAAGGUAAAGUGAUUGUUUCGGGUUUAUAGCUCGCCCGUUUGGUGAUGAUAAUCCGUUUGUCACUGUAAUACCAAAUUCAUGUCACUAAGUGGUGCUGUUGACAUAGAAAUACACGUGGCCUGAUGGUUAAGAAUCAUACAGUACAGAAGGAAGCCAAUUAGCCCCACUACCCCCAGCCACCACCACCCAUCGCUCUUUCCCCAUAGUCCUGCAAAAUUGUCCUCUGCAAGUACACAUCCAAUUCCCUUUUGAAAGUUACUACUGAAUCCUCUCAGGCAGUGCAUUCCAGAUCAUCCGUGAUCUGUUUGAAUGGCGGGGCAAGGUUUGACAGGCUGAAUGGCCUGCUUCUAUGUUCCUAUGAUCAGAAUAACUCCAGUUCACUGCGUAAAGAAAGGUUUUUUUGAUCCAUCACCCCCCCCCCCCCCCCACCCCCACCUCAACUCUGGUUCCUUUACCAAUUGUCUUCAAUCUGUGUCCCUCUGAUUACCGACUCUUCUAAUACUGGAAACAAUAUUUACUUUAUUAUUUAUUUAGAUUAUUUACCCUCCCAUCCUUAUUUGCCCCAUCCAAACCACCAUGGCAGCUGGGGGAUUUAAAUUCAGUUAAUUAAAUUAAUGUGUACUAGAAAACAACUAUCAGUGAUUGUGACAAUGUAACUACCAGAUUGUUGCUAAAAACCCAUCUAGUCCUAUAGGGAAGGAAAUCUACCCUCCGUACCCGGUCUGGCCUACAUGUGACUCCAGAUCAAUGUGAUUGACUCUUAACUGCCUUCUAAAACAGCUGAGCAACCCACUCAGUUGUAUCAAACCUCUAUGAAAAUGUCUAAUAAGACUAAAACUGCAUGCACUAUUCCAGCAUCGACUUAGGGGCUGGACACAGCAAAGGAACUAACACAGUGGGUGUACCUUCGCCACAUGGACUACAGUGGUUCACCUUCCAAACCCAUGACCUCUACCAUCUAGAAGGCCAAGAGCAGCAAGCACACGGGAACACCACCACC